Molecule: messenger RNA, 891 nt
Organism: Echinococcus granulosus
Lineage: Eukaryota; Metazoa; Platyhelminthes; Cestoda; Cyclophyllidea; Taeniidae
Exons: 3
Coding region: 1-891 (296 amino acids)
Biological process (GO): regulation of DNA-templated transcription
Molecular function (GO): DNA-binding transcription factor activity
Source: RefSeq, a predicted model, not a curated record
AUGGUUCCAUUCUCUUCGACGCAUUCGCAAACGGAGGAUUUUCGCUCGUAUCGGACAGAGUCCGUCCUUUAUCCGAAGGCCUACGACACGCUUAUGACACCCUCAUUCUAUAGUGACAGUGGAGGUUGUCGCUGGGACAGUGGGGAGGCUCACCUCUUCCCUGCAAGAGCUGAGACCUACUACGAGCCCAGUGCCGCGCAGUACACGUCCUACUUCGCAGGCGCAGCCGCACUGAGCCCCUCUGCGCACGCCUUUGCCCCUGUGAGAGAGGAGUUUGGCGCUCCGAACGGCAGGGCUCAGCAGGCCUACAAUGGCGGGAUGCCCCAGGAAACAAGAUGCGAACACUUCCGUGUGCCAAACUACGGCUUUGAGUAUGGAACUGGCUGCCCAAUUUCCUCGACUACGCAGAAUAUGGUGGAUCUAGAUCUCCCUACGGAGCCACCACGAAGAACCGCCUCGCCGAACAGCACCGUCAGCGGGAGCGAGGUGGGCAGCGUCAGCUUCGCCACGGAUGAACAGCUUUGCAGCUUGUCUGUCGUCGAGCCCGACAACACGUCGCCCGAGAUUGUCGCACCGCAUCCCGCUAUCCUUCUUAACCACAACGUCUCUGAAAUAAAUGAGAGAGACUCGAAAAUAGGGAAGUCGAAUCAAAAGAAGAUUUUGACGGCCACUGAAAAGGACCUUGAGCGACGCCGUAAGAACAACGAGGCCUCACGAAAGUCGAGAGCACAAAGGAAGGACCGCUUUUUGAUGGAUGUACGCGAAGUGGAAUUCCUCAAAAUAGAGAAUCAACGACUCAAGGAUUUUCUGACUGAAUUGGAGUUAGUCAUUAAGGAGGCAAACGACACACUAAUCGCAAAGUUCAAAUAUCAGUUACCGACGGCGUCUUGA